Messenger RNA from Centrocercus urophasianus (Greater sage-grouse), 5767 nucleotides. RefSeq names its product inositol-trisphosphate 3-kinase A (gene ITPKA). The record is from RefSeq and is a predicted model, not a curated record. Gene Ontology annotation, molecular function: inositol-1,4,5-trisphosphate 3-kinase activity; inositol tetrakisphosphate kinase activity. Lineage: Eukaryota; Metazoa; Chordata; Aves; Galliformes; Phasianidae. Bases 1 to 1398 code for a protein of 465 amino acids. Gene Ontology annotation, biological process: inositol phosphate biosynthetic process. The transcript has 10 exons. Gene Ontology annotation, cellular component: nucleus; cytoplasm.
AUGCACGCCCCCGGCCGCCAUCCCUGGGGCUCUGCCCGGCGGGCGCCCGCCGCCGACCCCAGCGCGGAGCCCCGAGCGGCGCUACACAGCAGCCCGGAGCUCAGUCGGGCCACGCGGCUCAGCGUGGGGGAGCUGCGCUCCCUCUUCGAGGCGCGCUGCGCCGCCGUCGCCGCCGCCGCCGCCCGGCAGCUGCCCGACCCAGCCAAGCGGGGCUGCCGGCCCCCCAACGGCGUGCUGCCGCCCGUCAUCCCGCGCCUCACCGUCACCGCCGAGGAGAGCGAAGAGUCGCAGGGCAGCCCCGAGGCGCCGCCGGCGCACACGGAGGGCGGCUGGCUGAGGACGGGCGGCUCGCUGCACUUGCAGUCCCGCAGGCUGUCCACCUCCUCGCUCUCCUCCACGGGCUCGUCAUCCCUCCUGGAGGACUCGGAGGACGACGUGCUGAGCGACACGGAGGGCAGGAGCCAGGGCAUCGUGCACCUGGAGCGCGGCGACGACUCCAACCAGAAAAAAGCAUGGCAUACAAUUAAAACCAUGGUUAAUUUACCAGUGAUUAGCCCCUUCAAGAAACGCUACUCGUGGGUGCAGCUGGCUGGGCAUACAGGGAGUUUCAAGGCAGCUGAUAGUGGUAAGAUUCUCAAACGCUUCUCAGAGAAUGAAAAGGAAUGUUUUGAGCGACUGAUGAAAGAUCCACUACGAUCCUGCGUCCCUUGCUUCCAUGGUGUGGUGGAGAGAGAUGGAGAGACCUACAUUCAGCUGGAUGACUUGCUUACAGAUUUUGAAGGGCCAUGUGUGAUGGACUGUAAGAUGGGGAUCAGGACAUACCUGGAAGAAGAGCUGACUAAAGCCCGUGAGAAGCCAAAGCUGCGUAAAGACAUGUACAAGAAAAUGAUUGAAGUGGAUCCUCUUGCUCCCACAGCUGAAGAGAAUGCUCAACAUGCUGUCACCAAGCCCCGAUACAUGCAGUGGAGGGAAACAAUCAGCUCUAGUGCCAACCUGGGCUUUAGGAUUGAAGGGAUUAAGAAAGCAGAUGGAACAUGCAACACAAACUUCAAAACUACGAAGACACAAGAGCAAGUUCUCCAAGUUUUUGUGGAAUUCAUUGAGGGCAACACAACUAUUCUGAAAAAAUACCUCAAGCGUCUGCAGGAAAUUCAUAUCGUUCUUGAAUCCUCAGACUUCUUCAAGCGACAUGAGGUCGUUGGAAGUUCACUACUUUUUGUACAUGAUGGCAGUGGGAAUGCCAAUGUGUGGCUGAUUGAUUUUGGGAAGACCACCCUUCUUCCUGAUGGGCAGACGCUGGAUCAUAGGAUCCCCUGGCAAGAAGGCAACAGGGAGGAUGGGUACUUGUUGGGACUGGACAAUUUGAUUCGCAUCUUGGAAAGCAUCACGGAAAGAUGAGUUGAAAGUGACACAAAACUUACAGGGCUGCUUUGUAACUAACUUUCUUCUCUACUGAGAUCACUCAGAAGGAAACUGCUUUAACUCACUCCCUUCAGACUCCUGAGGUCAUCACAGUGCAGAGGGAACUACAUCCAGAACCCAGCAGCUAAUUAUCAAAAUGACUUUGCAUCAGCCCUCUGUGAACCUAAAUAACUAACUCCAGAUUGGUCUGCAUUGCACCAGCCUAACGCAAGACUGGUCCUCAGAGAAUCAAGAUCUCCAUACUCAGGAACCACACCAGCAUGAGUCAAGAGGUCUGUAUGGUAAACCAGAAUGAUUCUGAUUUCUGGUAAACUGAUGGGACUUCCAGAUUACCUCUCAGUGAUCCAGAGCAAAUGCUUGGGAAUUCAGGGGAGGAGUAACAAUUUUUCAGGGAACUGGAUAGUUUUGAAACCAGCAGGAGUGUUUCUUUUCUUUCACCCUAAUUCCAAGUCUUCUUGCUCCUGUGUAAACUAUAGGUUGGACUAACAACAGCUGCUGCCUUAUGUUAUGGGUGUACUCAAGGUGGAAAUCGAUGAUAAGCAGAAGAAUCCUGGAGCAAAGUGAGACAGCAGUUGUAGUGGCUGUAUGUGGUAACUGUUGUUGAUUAGUCCUGCUCAUCCCCACCUUAGCCUCAAUUCACUUCUGUCCAAGAGCAGCCUUUGCUUUUUUAUGUAGCCUCUGAGGAGAUUACAGAUAGUCCAGGGAGAGAGUAGCAGCCUGUUGUCUCCAGAAACAUUUGACUUUUCAAACUGGGUGGGCUGUUGGGAAAGUGCCUAGCUUGGCAGGUUUGGCCUCUUGCAGCUGAACUACAGCUGUGAAAAUCAGUUACUGCACUCUAGCACUCAGACUGGGGACUAAGGGGGUUUUUCAAGGCUUGCUCAUUUUUAACAUAAAACUACUGUACACAUGCACAUACAUGCACACACUAGUAGCCAGUAAGCAAUGUGAUCUUUUAAGAUUAUAGUUUGACUGUCUUCUGAUGCACAUGAAAGAGGUGAUUUCUUAACCGUGCUCCUAUUCCCAAGUACAAUGCUGCCACUGAAGUGUGUAGACUUAUGUAAGUACUUUUAUAUAAAAGUGUAUAGUGCAGCAAUCAGGAAAGUAAAGUUCCUGCAUUCACAGCAUUACACUAAAGAUAAUUCCUACGCAUUCCUCCUCCAAUAUAUCAGCUGUUAACUCAGGGCAGUUUGGGGGAAGGAAUGUCAAUAUAUCACAUCCUUUAAUCCCUGUCUGGAAUCACAGGACCACUUUUGGUUUACUCUUUUCUGCUGUGGCCCAGGCACAGCCACAGAAAAUUCACAGUGAUUCAGUGUUUAGAUUAAAAUCAAGAAAGUCUGAAGUGAUACUUCUUACACUGGCUUCACACACCAUUUCUGUUGGUUGCCUCUUGUCACUUUAACAGUUCUAUAAAUAUAACAGGAUAUAAAGACCAUCAGUAUUCGCCUGUUCACUUACAUUCCAGGCUUUAAUAUAAAUACAUGUCGAUGCAGUUGCCAAAAUGAGGACAUGACUGAAGAUUAGUGUUUGAUUAAUUCACUUUUAACAUCUUGAGCUGGUAAUGCACAUCGAUCAGAAAUUGCUUCUCUUGCGAGUGUCCUGUGCUCAGAAGAGAUUCCAAGAACUGCAUCUAUCCAAGGAUAGAUGAAGGUAACUCGGUGCUUUGGGGAGCAGCUUUUUCAAGAAUAACUAACUGUGACCAUGAGCAAAAAUCCUGUAGAGCUUAGCUCUGGAAUGAAAUGCAUCUGUGACGUUUGUAAUUUGAAUCAAAGGGAAAUCAAAGAGUUAGUUUUGAUAACAGACUCUUGUACUAUGAGAUCAGAUUUGAGAACUUAUUCAUCACCUCUCAACAAAACAGCAGUAUUAAAAAUGCAAUUGUGCCCUGAAGGUUAGAGGACAUAGAAUGGAUAUCCUGUGGGAAGUAGUGAGGUGUGAAGACAUUUCCUUGUCAAAGAGGUUGUUUGAAACUGCUAAUUAUUUUUGCAGUUCGCUGCAAAUUCAGACUUCUUCUGUGGCCUUCUAGAGUCCUUCUCAAUUUAUUUUCGUGAUAGUAUGCUAAUGAAUUUUCCACUGUUUUGUUUUGUUUUUUUCUCAGAGAGUUUUUUAGCUAUUUCAAAGAGUUUACACUUUUUUUUUUUUUUUUUUAAAUUGUGGUGAGCUUCCAGUAUUGAGCACGCAUGUUAUAAUUUCUGAUGCCUCCUAACUUUGGAAUUCCUAUGAGAUGACAAAUUAAUCUGUGGUGGUUUUCAUACUAUUAAUUAAGAAAAAGUCCUCCUCCUUUUCUGCAGCCAACAGGUAAACUGCCAGCUAGCAUUGCUUAAGGAGAAAAAAAGGAGUAAAUAAAUCUCACAGGAUUACCUUUAAUAACAAGGCCUUUUCUCUAAGACUGCAGUUUCAGGGAUUUAGGAAAAAAAAACAACCAAAACCAGACAGAACUGGAAAAGGUUAAAUAAAGCAUAAUGAGACAGGGUGAUACAAUUAAUUAGUGGUCUGCCUAAUUAACUUUCAUAAUGCUUUUUUUCUGUUAACACGUGUGAACCUUUUGCAUCAGUGCGUUAUUUUCUGGAUGGGGGUGGGAUUUAGGGGGUAAAAGUUAGGUGAUACUCCAAUGUCAAUCGAGAAUGUGUCAUGAACUUUUAGAAUUAAUGUCUUGUUUUAAAGAAGUAGAAGCAAUGUGGUACUUCAGUACUUCAGUACUUCAGAAACCUGACUGCUGCUAGCACCUCCGAGGGUGGUUUGUAGACCCUCAUGUUGGAGAUAACAAGGGAACCUCUUCAGAGCUGUGCAGUAGGAAAGGUGCAAAGGAAGGAGCUUUUCAUUAGCAAAUGGCAAGUAUAGGACUGCAAAUGUGAGGACUGGAGCUCUCAGGGACUGGAGGCUGUGAGAUCAUGAGCAAAUGAUCACAGGGCUUUAGUAUCUACUAUUUCCUGAUAAAAAACUGGUUCUGAGACAUCUGGAAGCUGACAUUGCAACUCUGUUCCCAACACCAUGCAAAGUUUGAAGGCUUUCUUAGAGGACAUGGAAGAUUGAUAUCUUUAGAUUGAUAUCCUGCUGCUUUUUUCCUUGAACAGUAAAUGUGGUUUAUUAGUGAAUAGCAGAAGUUAUUAAUAGAUAUUUAUUACCAGGUAUCAGUUUUAGAGGUAAAAAUGCCUUCUAGAAAAGCUUCUGGCGGCAUCCACUUGACAGGAAGCAUGGCUCUUCCUCCCUUGCGAUAGUAACUUGCUCUGGGAAAGAUUAAAUAUAUGCAGAAUGUCACACAGCAUCAAAGGGCUAAGAUGUAUAAAAGAUCCUAUCACCACAGCAACAGGAACUGGAGAGAGUGCAUGCAGUACUGGGGGCCAAAUAAGAAAAAAUCAUCACCAAGAAUUGCACCAUCUGAGUAGUAUUUCAUACCAUGUUUGCAACUGAGAUGGAAAAAUGAUGAUGUUUAGGUGCACAGCUGAAGAGAUCAAAUGCACUGAAGUUGUGCAUGAGGCACUGAUACAGAAAAUUUUCUUGACCUCAUAUAUUUACAGUUACGAAUAUUUUUAAAAUUUGAGAUUAUUUGUGAUCAACCAGCUUAUAAAUUUACCUGAGUUUGGUUUAGCAUCCAUAUGUGUUUGCAAUGCUCUCUAGGACCCAGUCUGGAACGAUACAAUUUGAGUGUAUUUGCUACUAGGCAUAGAUGUGUUAAUUUACAGUCUGUUUACCCCAGUUAGUUAACUGGAAAUCAAAUUCAGAAAUGUAAUAGACAGUUCAGCUGCUUCAAAUUAGAUGAGGCAGUUCAAACCAUUUAAAUGGAUACAGAUUACUGAGUAAUUCAUGUGACUGAAAUGGCCUUUCACUUACCUGUAGAUAUCUCUGGCCAUCCCAAAGUCACCAAUUUUGGCUAUUCGGCCUGCUCCAGUGCAGGUCAGAAGGCAAUUCCUUGCAGCUAUAUCUCUUUAAGAAAAAAGAGAAAAAGGAAGAAAGAAAAAAAAAGCACAUAAGAGAAAACUUCUUCACUGUGAAGGGAACAGAACACUGGAACAGCUGCCCAGGGAGGCUGUGGAGUCUCCUCUGGAGAAGUUCAGAACCUGCCUGGAUGAUCCUGAACGAUGUGCUGUAGGUGACCCUAUUUGAAGCAGGAGGGCUGGACUAGGUGGCCCCAUAUGGUCCCUUCCAUCCUCAGCCAUCUGUGAAUGGAUAAUUCUGUCUAAUUUUGAACUCCUAACUAGCUAAAGGAAUAAAGAAAGAAAGUUACAUCCAGCUCUACAAGUCUUAGCUGAGUCAUCUUAACACAGAUGAGGAUAACUUUAGUGAAAACAAAAACUAUUCUAACUACACAAUCAUUUUCAUUAACUGUAAUUAUUAAACUGCAUUUGCAUUA